AUGGUGGAGCAGCAGCGCGGCAGCGCCCUGAAGUCGGCGCUGGUGGUGGUGGGGAGCUUGGCCUUCGCAUGGCUGACGGUGGAGAUGGCCUUUAAGCCCUUCCUUGAUAGCAUCAGGGGGGCCAUCGCGAAGUCUGAUCCAGGACGUGACCCCGACGGAGAUGGCGAGGAGGCGGGAGGGCCGGCGGCGUCGUCCCCGAUUGAGACUCCCUCCGGCGAGGAAGCGAAGGGCAAGAAGGAAGACAAGUAG
Messenger RNA from Spirodela intermedia, 249 nucleotides. NCBI's taxonomy places the organism in Eukaryota, Viridiplantae, Streptophyta, Magnoliopsida, Alismatales, Araceae. The record is from the annotation of a GenBank genome assembly.